Messenger RNA from Adineta steineri, 972 nucleotides. Lineage: Eukaryota; Metazoa; Rotifera; Eurotatoria; Adinetida; Adinetidae. The record is from the annotation of a GenBank genome assembly.
AUGUUAUUGAAUAGCAGUGGAUGGAUGCCGGAAUUGACAAACGAAACUGAGAAUAACACUCACCUGUUAACUGACGAUUUUUUCACAAGUUCCAGUUUUGAACAAAUACGCAGCAGUAGCAGUACAAGUAGUAGUAGUUGCAGUACAGAAAGUGAAAUGGAUGGAAGACGUAUUUAUUGUUCGGGUCGUGAUCUUCACACGAUUAGUUCGGAUAUAUUUGCUUAUCCUGAUAUAACUUAUUUGGAAUUAAGUCCAACACGUGAAGCUUGUCUUAAUUUUAAAUUAAAUGAAUUACCAAAUACUAUUGGUCGUCUAACUGAAUUACAUAUUCUUAUUUUGGAUACUAAUAAUCUUCAUAAAUUACCAAAUGAAUUAUGUAAUUUACGUCAAUUACUUAUACUUGUUCUUUCGAAUAAUUCAUUAAGUGCUUUACCUGAUAAUAUAGGUAAUAUGGAACAACUUGAAAGUAUUCAUUUAGCAAAUAAUCGUAUACGUGAUCUUCCAGUGUCAUUAUUUCAAUUGAAAAAUUUAACAUUUCUUGAUUUAACAAGUAAUAAAUUACGACAAUUAUCAGAUGGUAUUGGUCAACUUACACAAUUACAAACACUUUUACUCUAUGAUAAUCGUCUUCAUUUUAUACCAGAGUCAAUUAAUCAGUUAAAAAAUUUAACAACACUUUGGCUUGGACAUAAUCGAUUACGUACAUUACCUCGUGGUUUAACUCAAUUAAAACAACUCGAUUGGAAACAUAAUUAUUUAUCAACAAUGUUAGAUGAAAAUCCAUUAGUAAAUCCACCUAUCUCAAUUUGUCGAUUAGGUUUCAAGGCUAUGGAUAAAUGGCAUGAGAAAAAUCCAUCUGUUAACAGUCUUGAUCUUGAUGGUGUACAACAAAAGACUGCUAGACAAAGUUCAGUAGGUGAUGAAGGAACAAAUAAAUUUUCAGUACGAAUAUCAACACAAUUUUAUCCUUAA